Morone saxatilis (striped sea-bass) is the source of this 1890-nucleotide messenger RNA. It is a transcript of the gene tnni4b.2, whose product is annotated as troponin I4b, tandem duplicate 2. The transcript has 7 exons. Gene Ontology annotation, cellular component: troponin complex. Lineage: Eukaryota; Metazoa; Chordata; Actinopteri; Moronidae. The coding region runs from base 962 to 1501 and encodes 179 amino acids. The record is from RefSeq and is a predicted model, not a curated record. Gene Ontology annotation, biological process: muscle contraction.
AAAAUCCUGUAAUCCUAAUGCCAAGCAAUGGGGGUAUAGUUGUAAAGCUGGUGUCGGGGGAUGCCAUGUAGAAGUGUAGUGAUAUACAGUAUAUUGCCAGUCAGGACAGAGGAGGCUAUUUUAGUUGGCCACUCACAGAAGGCAAUAGGAGGCAUUACAUUUGACUUGAAGUUGUCUUCUUGUCAUUUAAAGACAGACACUGCUCACCACAACAGGUUUUCUGCACAGAUUAAAAAAGGUAUGUUGAUUUUUCUGAUGCUGAUAGUAUUGAUAUUUAAGAAAAUGUUAUGUGUUGCAUUUAUCUGGAAUCAAUUAACAACCAACAGGAGCCUCAUCAGGCUGAUGGACAAAGAUAAAUGUGCAAAUUUACUAUAAAUGUUAGAUUCGAUACAGGUUAUCAAAUAUUAUAUAUGACAAAACCAAAAACAUUUAGUUGAUCAAUUUAAUGUUUAAAUUCACUCAAGGUAUUACAAUUAUAAUAUGACUUUAUUACAGUAGCAGUGAACCUAAUCAUCUUCAAUAAUUUGAACAAAAGCUACCAGGAAAUGUUUUUUAUUACAAUAAUGAUCAACAUCUUCAUUUGUAACAUUUAUUUCUCUUCUUUGGCAAAAGAUAUAUUGGAUUUUGAUUCUGAUCUGGCUGCCUUGAUGGACUGACUCCAAAUGGGUUAAAAAAUGUAUAUCAUUCAAACAAUCCGCAGCACUCAAGUGUGAAAUGUUGCUAAUUUAAAGGCUUAAUGCUGGUAUGUUACCAUACUGAGGUUAGGAUGACUCUACCUUGGCUCAGUCAACAAGAUGUGAAUAAACAGAAUGAAAACUGAAUGAACUGUAAUUAAAUAACUACUUAAAUGAAGCUGUGUUUAUAUUACUGCAUGUAUGUACUGCUACUAAUACUGUUUCUGAAUAACGCAUUUUUCUGACUUUGGUAUGAAUGAUUUCAUUUUUACAGACAAAAGCCAGCCAUGUCUGAGGCACCGAAAAAAUCUAAGAUCUCUGCAUCUCGCAGACUAGCUCUCAAGACUAAGCUGCUGAAAAUGGCAGCUGUGAUGUUGGAGAAGGAGAAGGAAGAAAAAAAGCAGGAGAGAGAAGCUACUCUGAAUGAGAGACUUCCUCUACUUCAGCUGUCUGGUUUGUCCAUGCAGGACCUUCAGGCUCUGUGUAAAGAACUGCACCAUAAGAUCGAUGUGGUAGAUGAAGAGCGCUACGACAUUGAUGUCAAAGUGCUCAAAAAUAACAAGGAGAUUGAAAAUCUGUCCCAGAAGAUCUUUGAGCUGAAGGGUAAGAUGAAGCGACCUGCUCUCAAGAGGGUGAAGAUUUCAGCUGACGCCAUGCUGGGAGCUCUGCUGGGCGCUAGGGUCAAAGAGUCUGUGGACUUCAAGGCCAACCUCAAGACAGUGAAGAAAGAGGAGGAGAAGAAAGAAGAGGUGACUGACUGGCGUAAGAACGUGGAGGCCAUGUCUGGUAUGGAGGGCAGGAAGAAGCUGUUUGAUGCCGGACAGUAGACAGUAGACUAUAUUAAUGGACAUUUUAAAUACAAAUGCUGAUUUACAGUGGACAAGAAUAGAGAGGAAAAUUAAGUCAAUGCCCCUGCUCACAACAGUACAUCAAUAUGUGUGUGUGUAUAGAUUUUUGCCUUUUUGCACUUGGAAAACAUUUAAAUUGUCUAGACUUUCAUAACAGAUAAGUAUAUAGUGAAAUGUGCUGGUUGUGUUGGAAAAACACUGGUGUAUGUCAUGAUAAUAAAUACUUCUGAUCAACACAGAAUACUAAUGCUGCACUUUUCUUUUUAAAUCUCUACUUUGUUAUCCGAGUUGCUUCUUGACACUAUCUGGGACACAACAUCAGCCAUAAGGUAGCGACAGUGCCAGGGCAAGCCAGUUGUCAACAGUAA